AUGAACUGCGAUGUAACGAUGAACGAGUUAGAUAGCAAAGAAAAAGAGACUACCGAUAGUUCUAACAUGAAUGAAGCGUUUAAAGCGAAAGAUGGGGAAACCGAGUGUACGAAUGCUCUAAAAAUCGUUCAAGAUUCGCCUUCGAGCAAGGAGCCAAGCGUAAACACAAGCAACAAUGAACAGUACAAGCCCAUGGUCAUAAAGAAGAAACAUCGUCGUGGUUCGAGGCGAAGCAAGAAGAAAUACAAACCGUAUUCGAAGCUAACUUGGGAAGAAAAGAAAGCCGUAGAAGAAAGAGACAGCCGAAGAGCCGUGAGUAUUCGCGAGAAAUACAUGCACGAGAAGGGUCGGCCGCUCGCACCAUUUAACACUUCACAAUUUUUAAUGGCUGAACAUGACACUCAAGAACCAGACCUGCACGUACACAGGACGACGAGGUUUUCCAGUUCGGCUGACGAUUCCGACGAAGCCGAAUCCGCGUCGCUUUCAAACGAAGAAAGAGAUAUCGAAGAUGUACGGAAUUUUUUGCAAAAGGAUUUUGCCGAGACGUACGACCGCAUUCAUUCUGAGACUCUGCGUCGCAUGAACAAGGAAGAGCUUAUAAACGAGUACAUAGAACUAGAAAAUAAAGUCGAGAAUUUGGAGCGGGAAUUGAUGAGUAUUAAAUCGAAUGAUAAGGUAAAUGGUUGUUCCACACCAGGGGACGAUAUAAACGAUAGCAAUGUUGAUACUAGCCAAAAUAGAGGUCGACAGACUUUAGAGCAUGAAAUCGAAAAAUUACGUGAAGAGAAUCAAAGAUUAACCGCAGAGAAUUGUUUCCUGCAUCCUCUAGCGGUAACCAAACAAUAUCCAUCCGUUUGA
This is a messenger RNA of Paramuricea clavata, 861 nucleotides long. Lineage: Eukaryota; Metazoa; Cnidaria; Anthozoa; Malacalcyonacea; Plexauridae. The record is from the annotation of a GenBank genome assembly.